Messenger RNA from Physcomitrium patens, 3691 nucleotides. Its product is annotated as serine/threonine-protein kinase PCRK1. The record is from RefSeq and is a predicted model, not a curated record. Gene Ontology annotation, biological process: protein phosphorylation. Lineage: Eukaryota; Viridiplantae; Streptophyta; Bryopsida; Funariales; Funariaceae. Gene Ontology annotation, molecular function: protein kinase activity; ATP binding.
GUGCAUUCUGGGUUAGUUGAACUGGAGGCCCAAUCCGUGGGUUGUUCUGUAGUUUGUCUUCCUCAAUUGCUGUGUAGAUCUUGGUUUGAGUUGUACAAGAGGGUCAAGCUUGGAGGUUUGGUCUUUUUGUACAUUGAUAUACUGUUAGUUUGAGCUAAAUGUUGCGAAUAUAUGUGAUUUUGUAACGAUUACUUACAGUGGACGAGUUUGUGCUUCUGGCUUGCUUGGUUUAGGGUACGUUCAUUCGGUGGAUGUGUGUCGGUAUUGAACAUCAGGUGUAAAACAAUCUACAGUGCUUUGGUAGCCGGUUUGUACGUUGUGCAGUGAAUCACAGCUGCCUAUCGAGUCACUGUCCUAGGCUCUGUUCGCCGUUUAAUGGUCACUACGCAAUCUUAGACAAGUCCCUCAGUGAUCCAUAAAACUGGUACACUUUCGUAUCUUGGGUAUGUCCCUGCUUCCUCUCCACCUGAAUGUGGGUGUUUUUGGUUUGCAGAGAUUGGAUGUGUUAUAAUCGAAGUAUUCUGGAAAACCUGGAAUUGGCUGAACUCAAGAUUGUUGUGAUCGACCAUGGUGUUCCCCGUACAGGAAAUAUGUCGCAACCUCGUACUUAGAAUUUGUAACAAUGUUUGAAGGAGGGAACAGGGUGUGUUUGCCAGGCACUCUCUCCGGGCUUUGCUUUGGCGCCAAGCUUAAGCUGUGUCUCAGAUAUGCUCCACCAACACUUUGUUUGUUCUGAGAUGGGCUUUGUGUAAUACUUAGCAACACUCCUAACUGAUAUCACUGGGCUUGUGAAGUGCGACUGGCACAUUCUGCAGUCUGUUGCGUUUCACCAAUAUACUAGGAGCUCCUCUGUGCUGUUUGUUUGAAAACCUUGUCUGCCCUAGUCUUCCCCUUCAAAUUGGAUUUUACAUUCGCGUUUUGUAUACAAAGCAUCCAUAUGGCUUUAAAUGUUUGGGAGCUCAUAUUGAGAGCUUUGACUUAAUUGAAUGUCCGAUCAGCAAUUUCUGUUUGAAGUCGGUUCGAGAUUAUUUGGUGCCUACUUUCUAUUACCGGACAUUGCGCUACAGACAGCUGUUUUCGAAUUCGAGUGCCGCCGAUUGCUUCGAUUUCACUGAGCGUGGGGACCAAUUUAUAUUACUACAUGUUAGACCAGCGGGUGCAGUUGAAACAUGGGAUGCUUUGAGUUUUUACCCAAACGGCCCGAAUAUGAAGGGAAAACCAAAGACAAGAGCAUUCCCCCUUCUUCUGGAGAGAGUAGUGCAACAACGGCUGUAAACUCAGGAAGCUAUGUUCCAUCCGAGUCAAGCAUCAAGGGUGAUGUCGAUGCCUUUGUAUCAUCUGAGUUUCCUGGCAGGGAUCCUCCGAGUAAACACCUGUCUCACAGUGGAUCACUUCUGAAACCGAACGAUCUCAAGAAUUUCGCAUUUCAUGAGCUCAGAUAUGCAACGAAGAACUUUGACAGGAAAUAUCUCUUGGGCGAGGGUGGAUUUGGUCAAGUGUUCAGGGGAUCAAUUAAGCAUAAGCAAAAGUUUGGCGGAGGAGAUGAGAAAAUAGAUGUCGCCGUGAAGCAGCUAAAUUCCCGGGGCCAACAGGGCCAUAAGGAGUGGCUGGCGGAGGUGCAUUUUUUGGGGCUGGUGGAUUCGCCACAUUUAGUGAAGCUCAUUGGUUACUGUGCAAAUGAUGACGAUGAGAGAGGAAUACAAAGGUUGUUGGUGUAUGAGUACAUGCAAAACAAGGGUCUUGAUGAUCACCUGUUUCGACCAGGACCAGUUCCCCUCUCAUGGCCGACGAGGGUGAAGAUUAUCCUAGGGGCAGCGCGUGGUCUUUCCUACUUGCAUGAAGAGUUGGAAUUUCAAGUCAUUUUUCGUGACUUCAAGACUUCAAAUGUAUUACUUGACGAAGACUUUAACCCGAAGCUGUCGGAUUUUGGGCUUGCUAGACUAGGUCCUCAAGAUGGCGACAGUUAUGUCUCCACUGCGGUGGUUGGCACCGCAGGGUAUGCUGCACCCGAGUAUGUUCAGACCGGUCACCUCACUGUGAAGAGCGACGUGUGGAGCUUCGGUAUUGUCAUGCUGGAAGUGCUCACUGGAAGGAGGGUCAUGGAUAAAAACCGGCCAAGGAAUGAACAGGUAUUAAUAGAAUGGGCAAAACCCUAUAUCAGUGAUCAUCACAAAAUCUUCCAAAUAGUUGACCCUUUACUGAACGGCAGGUAUCCAGUUAAAGUAGCGCAGAGAUUUGCGCAGCUGGCAUAUCAGUGCUUGAGCAAGAUUCCGAAAAAUAGACCUAGAAUGAGCGACAUAGUGGAAAGGCUGAAGAUCGUACAGGAAAGAACCUUUCAGUGGGAGUCUCCGUCAAAGACUCCAUCGCAGAAGGACAGAGCGUCUAUGGGUUCUCGUACUGUUAGCUCGGUACAAGAGCUUUCUAGGCCUUCAGUAGGAAGCCCUCGGGGUCUCCCACUUGGCUCGCUGUCGGCUAUUCAAAGCGGCAAAGUGUCCAAGUUAAGCCCAAAAGUGUCGGACAAUGCAGAUGUCUCUAAGCAAAUGCCGAACUUGAGCUUGGAAGGUUUCAGACAUUCACCCAAACAUAUGAACACAUCAGGGUCGGAUACAAAGUCUGAAGAUGCAUCGGCAGAUAAUCCAAAGCUGGUGAACAUAAGAGUUGAGAAACAAAGCCUCGAGAAAGGAGGGAAUCUAAAGCAUAUGGGUGCAGCAAAGGAGGAGCCAAAACUCAUGGACGCAACCAUGGAGGAGUCAAAGUCGGUGCAGAGUGUUGUUGAGAAACCAAAGCUUCUGGUGGUAAAAGAGGAGGAGCCGAAGCUUGUGGAGGAUGCUACUGAGAAACCCAAACCUGUAGUCACGUCGGGGGAAGAUCCAUCAGCUACAGCAGAAGUUGCUAAGCAAAGAUCUCGGAUUAGCUUUGACAGGUUUUCAAGAACGAGCCGAGAGAGUGGCCGGUUUAACUGGAUUGCGAGACUUUCCUUCUCCCACAAUUAAUGCUGUAACCAUGUGUAGCUGGGACGUUAAGUGCACUGAAUCUGACAAAUGAUUUACGUAACUUCGUAACCGUAUUUUGGUUAUUGAGAAUGUAAGAAAAAUAUAUUUUGACAUGUAGCAGGGGGUUCCUUCAAAACAUUUGGUCAUUCAGCUGCUUAGUGCACUGUCUUAGAACCUAGUGCAGUUUCAGUGUAGCAACCAUAAGCAACCUGCCUGAUUUUUCUACCUUGACUUUCUAGGGGGUAACCCAUGUCGAGAAACAGCCCAUGUAUAUGAGAAAUAUCUCCAAUACACCCUGCUGGCGGGGACACUGGUGUGCACCUGAUUGGGGUUGAAAUCCUGUCUUUGGUAAAAAGGCAGUAGUGGUGUAGCAGUGAUCGACGUUGAACCACGCGCUCUUGACCAUGCUAUCAUUCACAUGGCAAAAUCUCUUGUAUUUCAAAGCGUUAUUUAGACGAAUUGGAUUGGGGAUGUAACACUCAUUACAGUUGGGAGUGCGGGGAGGUGGGUUACGUUUGAGAUUGGGGUAGAUUACAGAAGUUUUUGCUCGCUUUACAGAGGAGCAGGAAGGUCUCCGCAGCUGUUUGUUGCCAAAGACGUCAUCGAUACAAGUCCUUGACGGGUGCUAUUAUGAGGUGCAUGCGCACGAGACCCGUUGUGGAACAUAGCAAUAAGUAAAAAAAUGUUAUUGAUGGAAA